This is a messenger RNA of Manihot esculenta (cassava), 1695 nucleotides long. RefSeq lists its product as uncharacterized. The transcript has 5 exons. The annotation marks the transcript as partial. Lineage: Eukaryota; Viridiplantae; Streptophyta; Magnoliopsida; Malpighiales; Euphorbiaceae. The record is from RefSeq and is a predicted model, not a curated record.
AUGGCGGUCCAAGACACUCUUCUUUACGAUCCGGAGAUAGAACGCACCACCAAGAGCUUAAGAAAGCAAACAAACUUGAGAAACCAAGCCUCAAAAGCAUCUUCAUCUGCAACAGCAACAAGCCGAGUGACCGCCACUCAAUCUGCCACCAAGCCAUCUGAUAGAACUGAUAUUGCACCUGCUGCAGAAUUUACCGCACCAGCAGAUUCGCCUACUGCUGCAUUUGAACCAGAAAUUGAAUUCCAGGUUUCUUCAGAAAAUUACACAAUGGCAGAACCACCUGUUGCAUAUGAAGAAGUUGAAGCUGAAGCUGAAAACGUGCCCAUUCGAGCACCACAGCCAUGGGAGAGAACACUCCGAGAGCUAGCUAUUCCAGCAGAAGAUCAGGCACCACUAUGCAUUGCCUACCCCCAACUGACAGCACCCUUUGAAUUGAAGACAGGUCUGAUCCACCUCCUUCCCAAAUUUAGAGGCCUGAAAAAUGAGGAUCAUCACAAACACUUGAAGGAAUUCCACAUUGUGUGCUCAACCAUGAGGCCCGAAGGUAUUUCAGAAGAUCAUGUUAAACUCAGAGCCUUUCCUUUUUCCCUCGAUGACUAUGCCAAGGAUUGGCUAUUCUACUUACCACCCGGAUCCAUCACAUCAUGGGCUGGUAUGGUGAGAGCAUUCUUGAGCAAGUUCUUUCCAACAUCAAAAGCCAUUGGCAUCCGUCGAGAAAUAAGUGAUAUAAGGCAAAAGCAUUCUGAAGGCUUAUAUGAGUACUGGGAGAGGUUCAAAAGGUUGUGCACAAGCUACCCUCAGCAUGAUAUUUCUGAAAAAUCCCUAAUCGAAUAUUUCUAUGGAGGUUUACUACCCGCGGAGAGGAAGUUUAUUGAUGCAGCAUGUGGAGGAUCAAUUCAAGACAAAACACCUCAAGAAAUGAGGAACUUAAUUUCUACUAUGGCAGAAUUUAGCUCCCAACAGACCAAGGUAGACCAGCAAUCAGUGGAGAAAUUUAAGGUACCUCCCCCCUUCCCAAGAAGAUUUGCAAGAUCCCAAAAGGAGAAAGAGGAGAAAGAAAUACUUGAGACAUUCCGCAAGGUAGAAAUCAACAUUCCCCUAUUAGAUGCUGUAAAGCAAAUUCCAAGGUAUGCAAAAUUUCUCAAAGAGCUAUGCACCAACCGAAGAAAACUUACUGAACGUGAAAAAGUAAGUGUGGGGGAGUGUGUCUCAGCUGUCAUUCAAAGAAAACUUCCAACCAAAUGCAAGGAUAGAGGAAUGUUUGCCGUUUCAUGUAAAAUAGGCAACGUGGGGAUAAAGAAGGCCAUGUGUGACCUUGGGGCUUCAAUUAAUGUCAUGCCACUUUCCAUCUUUAACUUGUUAAAUGCAGGUACACUCAAGGGCACCAGCAUUGUAAUCCAAUUGGUCGACCGAUCCGUUGUCUACCCCAAGGGAGUGCUAGAAGAUGUGUUGGUGCAAGUGGACCAACUAGUCUUUCCAGCAGAUUUUUAUGUAAUUGACAUGGAGGAAGACAAGAGCAACACAACCUCUGACAUUCUACUUGGAAGACCAUUCUUAAGCAUAGCUAGAACCAAAAUUAAUGUGCAUGAUGGCACAUUAACUAUGGAGUUUGAAGGGAAAGUUAUCAAGUUUAAUAUUUAUGAUGCCAUGAAAUUUUCCAAUGAUGUUUCUCCUGUUUAUGGCCUUGAUAUUAUU